UACCUAUCUAUCGCUUAUUGUCUCUGUUGAAAACCGGAUCCAGUUUGUACUUUUCACAAUAAUCUCCAAGCCAGUUAGUACCAUUUAAUUCAUAUCGUUUUGAUUUUAUUUUUCAAACAUUCAUCCUUGUCCUUUGAAUUUUAUUUCUUCUCCAUUGAAUUUUGAACCUGAAAAAAGGCAAGAAAGAAAAAAAAGGCGGGAGGAACACAGUCAAUUACAGCAUGUUAAACAAAUUAGCUCAUUUCAAUAAUUUGGUAGAUCCUGAAGACCAGCUAUCCUCAAAUAUCAUGGAUUUAUCUAGAAAAAUUACAUCGAAUGAUUCAUGGAAUUUUGAAAAUUUUUUAGCAUUAAAACUACCACAAAUUAGUCAUAAUUUACAGCAUAACAGUAACAAUACUACUACAACUACUAAUGAUAAUAACAAUAUUAAUAAUAUUAAUGAUAAUAAUAAUAAUAGCAGCGGAAAUAGAGGAAGUCAGCAGCUAUCAGCAAAAUCCUUAGCUUAUUGUACACCGAAUCCAGUGCCAAAUUUACCAGAGAAUAAUCAAGUCCACUUUUUAGAUUAUCGUGGAGCACAUUUGGCAGCAUUCACUGUCAAUGGACGUGAUUUAAUCUGUUUACCACAAGCAUUUGAAUUAUUUUUAAAACAUUUAGUUGGUGGAUUGCAUACAGUGUAUACAAAGUUGAAACGUUUAGAGAUUAUACCAGUUGUAUGCAAUGUUGAACAAGUACGUAUACUUCGGGGGUUAGGUGCAAUACAACCAGGUGUUAAUCGAUGCAAAUUGAUUGCCCCACAAGAAUUUGAUGUUCUGUAUGCUGAUUGUACAAAUUCAAGUUCUAGACCUGGACGUCCGUCGAAACGUUUGGCUGGCAUAGAAACACCAGUUCUUCAUCUAUUCAUGAUUCAUGUCAUUCAAAUAAUUUCGUGGAAAAAGAUACAGAAGAAUCCAAUCCAAAACAAUCACGUACCUGUUCCACUGAAAGUGAUAAUAGCAGUAAUGAUCAACAACAAACAGAUCCAAUGCCAUGGCUAA
Trichobilharzia regenti is the source of this 1034-nucleotide messenger RNA. The record is from the annotation of a GenBank genome assembly. Lineage: Eukaryota; Metazoa; Platyhelminthes; Trematoda; Strigeidida; Schistosomatidae.